Molecule: messenger RNA, 1789 nt
Organism: Anastrepha obliqua
Lineage: Eukaryota; Metazoa; Arthropoda; Insecta; Diptera; Tephritidae
Gene: NTPase
Product: nucleoside diphosphate phosphatase ENTPD5
Exons: 6
Coding region: 325-1728 (467 amino acids)
Biological process (GO): nucleoside diphosphate catabolic process
Cellular component (GO): membrane
Molecular function (GO): UDP phosphatase activity; GDP phosphatase activity
Source: RefSeq, a predicted model, not a curated record
AUUUUUAGUAGCUCAUGUGAAAUUAAUGCGAUUUGUAGUAUUUUUAUGGUGUGCGGUGACUUUGAAAAUAAUUGAUUGCACCAACAAGUGCGAAACACAAAUGAACUUAGCUCGCGCUGAAAUAACAGCGUAAGCAACUUGUAGAGCGACAACGAGCACAGCCCAUGUUAUAAGCAAUUACUUGUUCAGUUGUUCAGUUUUACUUAUUUAACAAUAAAUGAUUUGCUUUAAUUAGCCACACGGCAUACUUGUACUUUAUUCAAGUGGUUUUAUGUAAUUUACGCUUAAUCUGAAACAAGGGAUUUUAUAAACAAUUUGUGAAAAAUGACGUCUCCGCAAGAUGUACGACAACGUAAAUUGAACUUAAACGAUGAUCAGGCAGGUGGCGCUGCGCCUAGUCGGCGCAAAUCUUCCUCGCCAAACGGUGCGUCGAAAGGUUUACCUAGAGGAUUAAAGCUUUCGUUCCUGUGUCUGGUUCUAUCGGCAACGUUGCUACUGUUCUUUUUCGGCGUUUAUAUGGAUUCCACCAGCCCGUUCUUAGUGCGCUUGGCAUCGAAACUGGGUUAUACACGCAAUCAAUUUGCGGUCAUCAUCGAUGCGGGUUCGACUGGUAGCCGUGUGUUGGCUUACAAAUUCGAUAGAAGUUUUAUUGAUAAUAAGCUGGUCUUGUCUGAGGAACUCUUCAAAGAACGCAAACCUGGCCUAUCGUCGUUCGCCGAGAAUCCAGCAAAAGGCGCACAUUCCAUUAAAUUGCUACUUGAUGACGCUAAAGCAUUUAUACCCAAAGAGAAAUGGGCGUCGACGCCACUUGUACUCAAAGCCACAGCUGGUCUGCGGCUUCUGCCACAACACAAAGCUGAAAAUCUCUUAAAUGCCGUGCGUGAACUUUUUGCGAAGUCAGAAUUUAGCGUCGAGCCAGAUGCAAUUGAAAUUAUGGAUGGCACCGAUGAAGGCAUUUUCUCAUGGUUCACAGUGAACUUUUUGCUAGGUCGCCUAUCGAAAACAAAUCAAGCUGCUGCGCUCGACUUGGGCGGUGGCAGCACACAAGUAACCUAUGCGCCAACCGACCCCGAUCAGUUACCGCUCUACGAGAAAUACAUGCACGAGGUAAACACACUGAACCGGAAAAUCGAUGUAUUUACACACAGCUACUUGGGGUUGGGCUUGAUGGCGGCGCGUCACUCUGUAUUUACAAAGGGCUACAACAAGGAUGUGAAUAAUGUGGAAACAGUGUGUGUAAAUCCAAUAAUAAAUAAUCGCACGUGGACUUACUCGAAUGUGGAAUAUCAAAUUAGCGGCAAACCAAAUACGAAAUCAACAACAGAAGAACCAGUUGUGGACUUUGAACAGUGUUUGGAAGCAGUUAAAACGCAAGUUCUACCGCUAGUUAAGCCAAAGCCAUUCACCUUGAAACAACACACCGUAGCUGCAUUCAGCUAUUACUUUGAACGCGCAAUAGAAUCCGGGCUUAUUGAUCCUUUCCAAGGCGGUGAGAUCACAGUGGCUGCCUACCGCAAGAAGGCAGAAGAGGUGUGCAGCAUUGCGAAUGACGAACAACCUUUCAUGUGCUUCGAUUUGACGUUUAUUUCCGUGUUGCUGCGCGAAGGAUUUGGGCUAGGUGAUAGUAAGAAGAUAAAGCUUUACAAAAAAAUUGAUGGUCAUGAAAUUUCAUGGGCGCUGGGAUGUGCUUAUAACGUAUUGACUAGCGAUGAGAAAUAUAAUUCCUAACUCUUAAAAAUCUAUACGAGUAACAAUAAUGAAACACAAAAAACAGAAACAAAAAAAACAA